CUGGACCACCUAGAAGAAUACUGUCUUCGGCAAAGUUGCUCAGAAGUCUAAGAGCUUUCACAUAGUAAACAAUUUAGUUCGAGAAUCACUCACUGCGUGGCGCUAGUGUUCUUAGGAGCUUUCAGUUCAAUCUGAACGUCGUAUAUCUCGUGUUAUGAACCACUUAGAAGGAUACUGCCUUCGGCAAAGUUGCUCAGAAGUCUAAGAGCUUUCACAUAGUAAACAAUUUAGUUCGAGAAUCACCCACUGCGUGGCGCUAGUGUUCCUAUAAGCUUCCAGUUCAGUCUGAACGUCGUAUAUCUCGCGUUCUGGACCACCUAGAAGGAUACUGUCUUUAGCAAAGUUGCUCAGAAGACUAAGAGCUUUCACAUAGGAAACAAUUUAGUUCGAGAAUCACUCACUGCGUGGCGCUAGUGUUCCUAUAAGCUUCCAGUUCAGUCUGAACGUCGUAUAUCUCGCGUUCUAGACCACCUAGAAAGAUACUGUCUUCGGCAAAGUUCCUCAGAAGACUAAGAGCUUUCACAUAGGAAAUAAUUUAGUUCGAAAAUCACUCACUGCGUGGCGCUAGUGUUCCUAUAAGCUUCCAGUUCAGUCUGAACGUCGUAUAUCUCGCGUUCUAGACCACCUAGAAAUAUACUGUCUUCGGCAAAGUUGCUCAGAAGACUAAGAGCAUUCACAUAGAUAACAAUUUAGUUCGAAAAUCACUCACUGCGUGGUGCUAGUGUUCCUAUAAGCUUCCAGUUCAGUCUGAACGUCGUAUAUCUCGCGUUCUGGACCACCUAGAAGGAUACUGUCUUCGGCAAACUUCCUCAGAAGACUAAGAGCUUUCACAUAGGAUACAAUUUAGUUCGAAAAUCACUCACUGCAUGGCGCUAGUGUUCCUAUGAGCUUCCAUUUCAGUCUGAACGUCGUAUAUCUCGCGUUCUGGACCACCUAGAAGGAUACUGUCUUCGGAAAAGUUGCUCAGAAGUCUAAGAGCUUUCACAUAGUAAACAAUUUAGUUCGAGAAUCACUCACUGCGUGGCGCUAGUGUUCUUAGGAGCUUUGAGUUCAAUCUGAACGUCGUAUAUCUCGUGUUCUGGACCACUUAGAAGGAUACUGCCUUCGGCAAAGUUGCUCAGAACAAAUAAUUUAGUCCAAGAAUCACUCACUGCGUGGCGCUAGUGUUCUUAGCAGCUUCCAGUUCAGUCUGAACGUCUUAUAUCUCACAUUUUGAACAUCUUAGAAGGAUACUGCCUUGCGAAAAGUUACUCGGCAGAUUGAGAGCUUUCAAAUAGAAUACAAUUUAGUUCGAGAAUCACUCACUGCGUAGCGCUAGUGCUCUUGAUUGCUUCCAGUUUAGUCUGAACGUCGUUUAUCUUGCGAUCUGGACCACUUAGAAAAGUAACUUGGGAAAAGUUACUCAGAAGAUUGAUAGCUUUCACAUAGAAUACAAUUUAGUUCGAGAAUCACUCGCUAUGUGGCGCUAGUGCACUUGGGAGAUUCCAGUUUAGUCUGAACGUCGUAUAUCUCGCGAUCUGAACCACUUAGAAGGAUACUGUCUAGGGAAAAAAUGAUCGAAAGACUAAGAGCUUCCGCAUAGAAAACAAUUUAGUUCAAGACGGAAUCUACUUCAGGAUUCCCUUGUGAAAUUUCAGUAGCAAUUCCUUUGGAAAGUCAUUCGGUAAUUUCUUGAGGGUGCCUUCAGCUAUUUCAACAUUCAAACGUAUUUGGAAAUUGCUUCUUGAAAUGUUCUGAAUUUUAAUGUUUGAUGGUCUUCUUGAAAAUACCUUGAUUUUUGGAAAUUCCUAAGGUAAUUCCGAUGAGCUUUUCUCCGGCCAUGCCAUUGUGUUUUUUUUUUUCAUUUUGUGAGGAGUAUCUAAUUGAAUUUCCAAAGUAAUAACAAACGAAAUUCUGUAAGGAUUUUCUAAAGGAGUUUCCAAUGCUGAAAGAAUACUGAAGAAAUUUUAAAAAAUUCAAUUUUGCAAAGAGCUGUCGAAAGAAUAACAAAAGUAAUUGUCAGCUAAAUUUCCAAAGGGAUUGCAGAUAAAACUUCCAAAGAAAGCCGGUAUGAACCUGCCUACGGCAGAAAAUUCCCGAAUAAAGAGAUAAAAGAAAACUUCCAAAGAAAUUGAUAAAGGAAAUCCCGUAAGAGUUGCCUGAUAAGUUUGCACACCUUCUUCAGCCAAAGACCACAGACUGUAUAUAACUUACACUAGACAACGGAUUACAUGUAAGACUGUAAGAUAUCCAGUGGCUCAAUGAAGAAGUUUCCGUUUGGCGAAAAUUUUCUCCCGACCGGGAUGAGAAUCGAACCCACAAUUCGUGGCUUACAAUACGCCUAAAAGGCUGGCGUUACUAACAGUACAAUCACGAACCCCACAGUUAUGCUGUAGGUAUUUUCAAAUAUUACUGCUGAGAAAUUUCCAAAAGAUUUAUCGAACAAAAUUUCAAAGAAUUGCCGAAAUAGAAAACCCAAAAAACUUAUAUGAAGUUUUGGAUCAAAUCCACUAAAUAUUGCUAAAGGAUUUUCAAAGAAUUUGCUGAAGAAAUUCCGCCAAAAGGAAAUUCGAAAUAUUUUCGCAGAGUUACUUUUACGGAAUUCGCCAAAACGAUUUGCAAAAGAAAUACCGAAUCAGUAAGAAUUGGCACAUAUGUUUCCAAAAGAAUGUUACAAAUAUUCCUAAAGUAAUAAGCAUAGGGUUUUCCAAUUGAAUUGUAAAAAAAAAAAAGAACUUUCAGACGGGGUUCCCAAAGAAAUUUCCGUAGAAGAAAUUUUUUGAAAAAGUCCACAAAGCCAUUGCCGAAGCAAAUGUUACAUAAGUUCCUGAAAAAUCUUGAAAACUUUCACCAAAGAAUUUUUUUAUCUAUUCGUAUAAUUGGAAGGCACAAGCGCCACAUGGGCAUAACUGAGCCAAAAUCUUUUGUUAUUACAUUGAUUUUACAUUUUUCAAUUUAUUACUGCCUUAAAACUAUGUUAGUUUGGGAAGCCGAAGUACUCGCGGCUGUUUCGAGGUUAAGGAUUGAAAAUAAAAUAAAAUAAAAUAAAAUAAAAUUGGGAAGGAUGGAUUAAUGGGUUUAAAACAAAAUUUUUUGCUUACUUAUUCUAAAAACAUUGAUGGGUCAAAUUGUCCAUAUCUGUAACGGAACCAAAAAGAAAGGACUUUAUCGGAAGACAACGACAAGAAGGGGACAAAGGGAAGGCGGGCGACGACAGACAGGGGCGUACAACAAAACCAAAAGGCGGACAACGAAAACAAGGUACAUAAUACAUCAAACUCUGACAACAACACGUUACAAAAGCUGGUAAAUCAGGUUCAUGUAUUCCAAAUCAAGUCCUGCCAACACUUCUCUAACGGGUUUCUGUUGUUUUCCUCGGACCCGGAGAAUUUCAUGCAGCUCAAAUCUGACCUCAGGAAUUGCUGCACAGAUAUCCAAAGUCGUAACUGAAAAAAAAAUCCGAAUAAACUGCAUGACCCGAGAUUAAACUGACAGCUCCAAAGAGCACAAGUACCACGUUGUGAGAAAAUUUUGAAAUAAACUUUCAAUGUAAAAGCUUCUUUUCUUCUUGGAAGGUUUUACAAACAUAGUAACACGGAUACACAACGAUUAUAUCAAGCUUUCAGCUACUAAGAACAAUACAACCCAAAAAUUUUUAACUAAAAUUUGCCGAGUUAAAAUGUUAAGCAAAAUAUUUGUGAAAAUUCAGCAAGGUUUGCUGAUCUGUUCAGUCAAAUCUACUGAUCACCAUCAACGUUUUGCUGUAACUCAGCAAAUUUUGCCGAAAGUUCAGCAAAAAAGCUUAAUCUUUCAGCUCAUCAAAAUUUGGCUGAAAGCGUCUUGGUGUGUAGCAUCACAUCAUGAAAACUCUUAGUCUUCUGAGUAACUUGGUCGAAGACAGUAUCCUUCUAAGUGGUAGAGAGCGCGAGAUAUACGACGUUCAGACUGAACUGGAAGCUCUUAAGAACACUAGCACCACGCAGUGAGUAAUUUUUGAACUAUUUUUUUCCUAUGUAAAAGCUCUUAGUCUUCUGAACAACUUUGCCGAAGACAGUAUCUUUCUAAGUGGUCCAGAUCACGAGAUAUACGGCAUGUAGACUGAAUUGGAAACUCCUAAGAACAAUAGCGCCACGCAGUGAGUGAUUCUCGAACUAAAUUGUUUACUAUGUGAAAGCUCUUAGUCUUCUGAUCAACUUUGCCGAAGACAGUAUCCUUCUAGGUGGUCCAGAACACGAGAUAUACGACGUUCAGACUGAACUGAAAGCACCUAAGAACACUAGCGCCCCGCAGUGAGUGAUUCUCGAACUAAAUUGUUUUCUAUGUAAAAGCUUUUAGUCCUCUGAGUUACUUUGCAGAAGACAGUAUCCUUCUAAGUGGUCCAGAUCACGAGAUAUACGACGUUCAGACUGAACUGGCAGCUUAUAGGAACACUAGCGCCACUCAGUGAGUGAUUCUCGAACUAAAUUGUUUCCUAUGUGAAAGCUCUUAGUCUUCUGAGUAACUCUGCCGAAGACAGUAUCUUUCUAGAUGGUCCAGAACGCGAGAUAUACGACAUUCAGACUGAACAGGAAACUCAUAGGAACACUAGCACCAUGCAGUGAGUGAUUCUCAAACUAAAUUGUUUUCUAUGCGAAAGAUUUUAUUGUUCUGAGCAACUUUGCCGAAUGGCAUAAUCCUUCUAAGUGGUUCAGAACACGAGAUAUACGACGUUCAGAUUGAACUGAAAGUUCCUAAGAACACUAGCGCCACGCAGUGAGUGAUUCUCGAACUAAAUUGUUUUCCAUGCGAAAGAUUUUAGUCUUCUGAGUGACUUUGCCGAAGACAGUAUCCUUCUUAGUGGUCCAGAACACGAGAUAUACGACGUUCAGACUGAACUAGAAACACCUAAGAAUACUAGCGCCACGCAGUGAGUGAUUCUCUAACUAAAUUGUUUACUAUAUGAAAGCUCUUAGACUUCUGAGCAACUUUGCCGAAGACAGUAUCCUUCUAGGUGGUCCAGAACGCGAGAUAUACGGCGUUCAGACUGAAAUGGAAGCUCAUAGGAACAAAAGCGCCACGCAGUGAGUGAUUUUCGAACUAAAUUGUUUUCCAUGCGAAAGAUUUUAGUCUUCUGAGCAACUUUGCCGAAGACAGUAUCCUUCUAAGUGGUCCAGAACACGAGAUAUACGAAGUUAAGACUGAACUGAAAGCUCAUAGGAACACUAACGCCAUGCGGUGAAUGAUUCUCGAACUAAAUUGUUUUCUUUGCGAAAGCUUUUAAUGUUCUGAGCAACUUUGUCGAAGACAGUAUCCUUCUAGGUGGUCCAGAACGCGAGAUAUACGACGUUCAGACUGAACUGGAAGCUCAUAGGAACACUAGCACCAUGCAGUGAGUGAUUCUCAAACUAAAUUGUUUGCUAUGCGAAAGAUUUUAUUGUUCUGAGCAACUUUGCCGAAUGGCAUAAUCCUUCUAAGUGGUUCAAAACACGAGAUAUACGACGUUCAGAUUGAACUGAAAGUUCCUAAGAACACUAGCGCCACGCAGUGAGUGAUUCUCGAACUAAAUUGUUUUCCAUGCGAAAGAUUUUAGUCUUCUGAGUGACUUUGCCGAAGACAGUAUCCUUCUAAGUGGUCCAGAACACGAGAUAUACGACGUUCAGACUGAACUAGAAACACCUAAGAAUACUAGCGCCACGCAGUGAGUGAUUCUCGAACUAAAUUGUUUACUAUAUGAAAGCUCUUAGACUUCUGAGCAACUUUGCCGAAGACAGUAUCCUUCUAGGUGGUCCAGAACGCGAGAUAUACGGCGUUCAGACUGAAAUGGAAGCUCAUAGGAACAAUAGCGCCACGCAGUGAGUGGUUCUCGAACUAAAUUGUUUCCUAAGUGAAAGCUCUUAGUCUUCUGAGGAAGUUUGCCGAAGACAGUAUCCUUUUAGGUGGUCCAGAACGCGAGAUAUACGACGUUCAGACUGAACUGGAAGCUUAUAGAAACACUAGCGCCACGCAGUGAGUGAUUUUCGAACUAAAUUGUUAUCUAUGUGAAUGCUCUUAGUCUUCUGAGCAACUUUGCCGAAGACAGUAUCCUUCUAGAUGGUCUAGAACGCGAGAUAUACGACGUUCAUACUGAACUGGAAGCUCAUAGGAACACUAGCGCCACGCAGUGAGUGAUUUUCGAACUAAAUUGUUUCCUAUGUGAGAGCUGUCACUCUUCUGAGCAACUUUGCCGAAGACAGUAUCCUUCUAGGUGGUCCAGAACGCGAGAUAUACGACAUUCAGACUGAACUGGAAGCUUAUAGGAACACUAGCGCCACGCAGUGAGUGAUUCUCGAACUAAAUUGUUUCCUAUGUGAAAGCUCUUAGUCUUCUGAGCAACUUUGCCAAAGACAGUAUCCUUCUAGGUGGUCCAGAACGCGAGAUAUACGACGUUCAGACUGAACUGGAAGCUUAUAGGAACACUAGCGCCACGCAGUGAGUGAUUCUCGAACUAAAUUGUUUACUAUGUGAAAGCUCUUAGACUUCUGAGCAACUUUGCCGAAGGCAGUAUCCUUCUAAGUGGUUCAUAACACGAGAUAUACGACGUUCAGAUUGAACUGAAAGCUCCUUAGAACACUAGCGCCACGCAGUGAGUGAUUCUCGAACUAAAUUGUUUACUAUGUGAAAGCUCUUAGACUUCUGAGCAACUUUGCCGAAGACAGUAUCCUUCUAGGUGGUCCAGAACGCGAGAUAUACGACGUUCAGACUGAAAUGGAAGCUCAUAGGAACACUAGCGCCAUGCAGUGAGUGAUUUUCGAACUAAAUUGUUUCCUAUGUGAAUGCUCUUAGUCUUCUGAGGAAGUUUGCCGAAGACAGUAUCCUUCUAGGUGGUCCAGAACGCGAGAUAUACGACGUUCAGACUGAAAUGGAAGCUUAUAGGAACACUAGCGCCACGCAGUGAGUGAUUUUCGAACUUAAUUGUUAUCUAUGUGAAUGCUCUUAGUCUUCUGAGCAACUUUGCCGAAGACAGUAUAUUUCUAGGUGGUCUAGAACGCGAGAUAUACGACGUUCAGACUGAACUGGAAGCUUAUAGGAACACUAGCGCCACGCAGUGAGUGAUUCUCGAACUAAAUUGUUUCCUAUGUGAAAGCUCUUAGUAUUCUGAGCAACUUUGCCGAAGACAGUAUCCUUCUAAGUGGUCCAGAAUGCGAGAUAUUCCACAACUACUGGCAAAAUGUAGUGCUAUCCCACAUGUCCGACAUGGUGCCCUGUGUAGCAGAUUCCCGGUGGCCAAUGAUCCCGGAACCACUAUUUCAACAUAUCAACACAUUCUUGACGUAAUUAUCUAUCAAAUAAGACUUUGGUCAUUUGAAUUGGUGAAAAAAUCAUCAUUCUAUAAGAGUUUGAUUUUCUGGGUCAUAAUGACCCCAAUGCAUUAUUCGUAACUUUUUUUGUGGCGCCAUUUUGGUUUCACCUUAAGAAAUUUUUUUUUUUUUUUCAAAAGACUCGUUUCUGCAAAAUAUUAAAAGUCAAGAAGUUUCAUUACGAUAAGUUAACUAACAAAAGAGAUAUUAAUGCUUGAAAUCGCGUUUUGGGUCAUAAUGACCCUAAUGCACGACGAAGGUUAAGACUAUCGUAGUUGGUGAAAAAAAAAUUAUAUGCACCAUUUUUGCAAUUCUUGCACCUUGGAUCUUACCACGCAAUGUUGAGAAUCACUGAGCCAUGGGGCACCAUUAACACAUACAAUUUCUUAGUAUCUCAUGCACAACCAUGAUGUUCUCAGAAUCAUCUAGGCUAAACUCACGCACCAUCUUCUAACUAAUCAGUGAUGUCAGCACCAUAUUCGAAUAACAUGCACCAUUUUGGCAUUUCGUAUUCCAAAACUAUAUUCCAUGUACGUGAACCAUGGUGACUUCAGCACCACAUUGAAUUUUAAGCACCAUUUUUGCAAUUCGUGCACCUAGCCAUACAAAAUAACGAGUAUCACUGAAUAACAGUGACGACUAAUACAGCACACUAACAUCAUGCACCUUCUUCAAAGCUUUCAAUACACCAUCAUGAUGUCCAAAGAAUGAUCUAGGUAUCCACGUACUAUGAUGAUCGCAUGAAAUGUCUUUUUAUCAAUUAAGUAUCUAAUACCUCAUACUGAUAUGCACCAUCAUGAAACUUCAUGCACCAUCACAGCUCUUCAAGCACCAUUUCAGCGUUUAUCAUAUCAUCUAAAGCACCGUAAUGCCGUGAGCAUCACAUAAAAUACAUUUUUUGUAUGCUAUGCACCAUUUUUGCAAUUCGUGCAAAUAGCUUUAAGCUGAUAAGCUUUAGAAAACGGUGACAACUAAUGCAUCAUCUAGCAUCAUGCACCUUCUUCAAAGCUUUCAAGCCACCAUUUUGACAUUCACUAUAUCAUCUGUAAGCCCCUCGGCUGCUCAGAGGGAUAAUUGUGGGUGGGAAAUUAUGUUGAGCACAGGUCGCUUAUUAUGAUUAGCACCGUCACAAAUACUUACAACACUCCUUCGCCACUCACCUAGGCGGGAGUCGGAUCCUGAAGUUCAAACGACAAAGCAAUCCGAACCAAGGUGGAAAUUUGUUUACAGCGGACUAAUAAGAUCGAGGGUGAGAACCCUUAUCGGGGCACGGUAAAAUCCCGGUAAUCAGACCGUAUAUAAUGUAGGGCUUGCGUUCUUAAAGAAAUGCCAACUACCAAAAUUUCAUCUUACAAAUCUAGAUAUUUAUUGGCCCACGCAGGGGCAUAUAAAUUUAGUUUUGGUUUAACAUGCUUUUUAUGGGUGUACUUGCGGUUUUUGGGGGAUGCUAGCGUUGGAGGGCCCUCCGACAGCAGGUGGCACGAUGUUGCAGCAGGCGACUGGACUCGGGACUAGGUGGUUUGCCGGUGGACUGGACGAGUUUGUCCUUGGGGCCCGGCGGAUUGCCGGCGGAAUGGACGUUGCACCCUUGGUUCACGGAUUAGGUGCUUCUGUACCGACGGUCUGUCGGCUUGACGGAUCUCGGGACCCGGCGGCUUGCCGGUGGAAGUUUCUGUACCGACGGUCGGUCGGCUUGACGGACGAUGGUAGAAAGGACCUGGGGACCCGGCGGCUUGCUCGGGACUAGGCGGUUUGCCGGUGAACUGGACGGGUUUGUCCUUGGGGCCCGGCGGAUUGCCGGCGGAAUGGACGUUGCACCCUUGGUUCACGGAUUAGGUGCUUCUGUACCGACGGUCUGUCGGCUUGACGGAUCUCGGGACCCGGCGGCUUGCUGGUGGAAGUUUCUGUACCGACGGUCGGUCGGCUUGACGGACGAUGGUAGAAAGGACCUGGGGACCCGGCGGCUUGCCGGCGAAAUAUACGGCGCACCCAUGGCCAACGGAUGAGGGCGGGCUUCUGUACCGUCGGCCGGUCGGUUCGGCGGCGGAUUCCAACAAGGACUUCGAGACCCGGCGGUUUGCCGAUGGACUGGACGGCGGUCCGGAUUGGCGAGAGGUUGGUGGCUUGGCUGGUUGGCGGUCGAGAGCGGGGGCUGGCCGUAUCCUAGGCCGGACUCGGAUGGGGAGGCUUCGACGCCGGCGGCUGGCCGAUGUGGUGCUAUUCUGACGGGUUGGCCGGCUUGAAGCAACGGUGAGGUGGUAUGGCUGGAUGUCGGUGGUCUCUGCGAACGACGCGAGGGUAAUGGCCGUGAUGGCCAAUCACGUGGUGGCCGUGGCUACUUUUCAAGAUGGCGGCGGUGUGUUGGCUCUCGAAGACCUGACAAAAUGGCGUCGAUCGCUGUCCUAAACGACCCCAAGCCCCGACACGUGGUGGUUUCGAGUCGUCCUGUCGAGAAUCCGAAAAAGCUCCGGAAGGCGAUUCCGGGCACAGAAAAAGAAAAGGUCCAGUUUUGGACCUAAUCCGGAAUGAUUAGCACAGCACUAAUACGGUCAGUUCCCCUCUUACACCCCCACAAGUACACCACUUAUGAACAAUGGGCUUAUUUUGUUACCUUUUCUUUGAUGCGAUUCCUUUUUCUAUGGUCGUUGGUUGGCUUAUUGUCUUUCCUAUCGGUUUAACCUUAGUUUUAACCCGUUUCGGUCCUAGUUGGGAAUUUAAUUUCAAAAAAUCACUGUGACUUCAUUUUCCAACCGAUUUUUACGAAAUUUUGUACGAAGAUCGCGCUACAUCUCUAGUUGUAUGGAAAAAUUUUUAAUUGGUAUUUUGGUCCUUGGGGUCUGAGUUAUUGAAGGGGUUAUAUGGGUCAAAUCAGGUCAAAAAUGGACCAACUUCCUUUUAACCACUGAUUACUUGUAAAAAACACAUGCAAUAUGAUUGCAAACAUGUUCAAUUAUCUUUUUAUUAUUACAGACGCAUAGUUUGAGUAAAUUGGGAUUGUCUGGUUUUGGUUCCGGAUGUUCCGGAUCGCGUUUAAGGUGCGUUCGGAUGACACUUCUCAAACGUUCCCUACACAUGACAUUUUUUCUCGCAUAAUUCUAAAAACAGGCUUGUCAUGAUUUAUUCUUCAUAAUUUUGUAUGCUAAGUAUAUUGAAGGAAUAUUCAAAGGUUUUUUUUUGGCAUAUUGGCCGCCAUCCCGGAUGUUCCGGGAACCUGGGACCAUCCGGGGAAGUGGCCAUUUUCCAAACAGUUAUGAAACAUGGCUUGCGACAUAUCAAUCUUCAUGAUUUUGCAAAACAAGUUUGUUAGAGGAGAAUUUAAAGGUUUUUGGACACAUUGGCCACAAUUCCGUAUGUUCCGGGAACCUGGAACCACUCGGGGAAGUGGCCAUUUUCCAAACUGUUAUGAAACAUGGAUUGCGACAUAUCAAUCUUCAUAAUUUUGCAAAACAAGUAGGAUAGAGUAGAAUUCAGAGGUUUUUGGACAUAUUGGCCACCAUCCCGGAUGCUCCGGGAACCUGGAACCACCCGGGGAAGUGGCCAUUUUCCAAAUUGUUAUGAAACAUGGCUUGUGACAUAUCAAUCUUCAUGAUUUUGCAAAACAAGUAUGUUAGAGGAGAAUUUAGAGGUUCUUGGGCAUAUUGGUCACAAUUACGGAUGUUCCGGGAACCUGGAACCACCCGGGGAAGUAGCCGUUUUCCAAACAGUUAUGAAACAUGGCUUGCGACAUAUCAAUCUUCAUGAUUUUGCAAAUGAAGUAUGUUAGAGGAGAAUUUAGAGGUUUUUGGACAUAUUGGCCACAAUUCCGUGUGUUCCGGGAACCUGAAACCACCCGAGGAAGUGGCCAUUUCUCAAACAGUUAUGAAACAAGGCUUGCGACAUAUCAAUCUUCAUGAUUUUGCAAAACAAGUAUGGCAGAGGAGAAUUCAGAGGUUUUUGGACAUAUUGGACACCAUUCCGUAUGUUCCGGGAACCUGGAACCACCCGGGGAAGUAGCCAUUUUCCAAACAGUUAUGAAACAUGGCUUGCGACAUAUCAAUCUUCAUGAUUUUGCAAAUGAAGUAUGUUUGAGGAGAAUUUAGAGGUUUUUGGACUUAUUGGCCACAAUUAAGUGUGUUCCGGGAACCUGAAACCACCCGAGGAAGUGGCCAUUUCUCAAACAGUUAUGAAACAAGGCUUGCGACAUAUCAAUCUUCACGAUUUUGCAAAACAAAUAUGUUAGAGAAGAAUUCAGAGGUUUUUGGACAUAUUGGCCACCAUCUUGGAUGUUCCGGGAAUCUGGAACCACCCAGGGAAGUGGCCAUUUCCCCAAACAGUUAUGCGACACGUUUUGCGACAAAUCAGUCUUCAUGAUUUUGCAAAACAAGUAUAUUAGAGUAGAAUUCGAAAAUUUUUGGACAUAUUGGCCACAAUUUCGGAUGUUCCGGGAACCUGGAACCACCUGGGGAAGUGGCCAUUUUCCAAACAAUUGUAAUACAUGGCUUGCGACAAAUCAGUCUUCAUGAUUUUGCAAAACAAGUAUGUAAGAGUGGAGUUCAGAGGUUUUUGGACAUAUUGGCAACCAUAUCUGGAUGUUCCGGGAAAAUGGUCACUUCCUUGGAUGGCUGCAAAGUCCCAGAUCAUCCGGAGUAUUAUCCAAUAUGUCCACAACCAUCUGGAUUCUCCUCUAACCUACCUAAUUUGCAAAAUCAUGAAGAUUGAUAUGUCGCAAGCCAUGUUACAUAACAAUUUGGAGAAUGGCCACUUCCCCGGGUGGUUCCAGGUUCCCGGAACAUUUGGGAUGGCGGCCAAUAUGUUCAAAAAUCUCUGAGUUCUACUCUAACUUACUUGUUUUGCAAAAUCAUGAAGAUCGAUAUGUCUUAAGCCAUGUUUCAUAAUUGUUUGGGAAAUGGCCACUUCCCCAGGUGGUUCCAAGUUCCCGGAACAUCCGAAAUUGUGGCCAUUGUGUUCAAAAACCUCUGAAUUCUCCUUUAACAUACUUGUUUUGCAAUAUCAUGAAAAUUGAUAUGUCCAAAAACCUCUAAAUUCUACUCUAACAUAUUUGUUUUGUAAAAUCAUGAAGAUUGAUAUGUCGCAAGCCUUGUUUCAUAAAUGUUUGGGAAAUAGCCACUUCCGCGGGUGGCUCCAGAUUCCCGGAACAUCCGGGGUCGUAGCCAAUAUGUCCAAAAAACCUCUGAAUUCUCCUCUAACAUACUUGUUUUGCAAAAUCAUGAAGAUUGAUAUAUCGCAAGGCAUGUUUCAUAAUUGUUUGGAAAAUGGCCACUUCCCCAGGUGGUUCCAAGUUCCCAGAACAUCCGUAAUUGUGGCCAAGAUGUCCAAAAACCUAUGAAGUCUCCUUUAACAUACUUGUUUUGCAAAAUCAUUAGAAUGAUAUGUCGCAAGCCAUGUUUCAUAACGAUAUGAAAAAUGGCCACUUCCCCGAGUGGUUCCAGGUUCCCGGAACAUCCGGAAUUGUGGCCAAUAUGCCCAAAAACGUCUAAAUUCUCCUCUAACAUACUUGUUUUGCAGAAUUAUGAAGAUUGAUAUGUCGCAAUCCAUGUUUCAUAACAAUUUGGAAAAUGGCCACUUCCCGGGUGGUUCCAGGUUCCCGGAACAUCCGGGAUGGCGGCCAAUAUGUCUUAAAACCUCUGAAUUCUACUCUAACAAACUUGUUUGGCAAAAACAUGAAGAUUGAUAUGUCGCAAGCCAUGUUUCAUAACUGUUUGGAAAAUGGCCACUUCCCCGGAUGGUCCCAGGUUCCCGGAACAUCCGGGAUGGCGGCCAAUAUGUCAAAAAAAACCUUUGAAUAUUCCUUCAAUAUACUUAGUAUACACAAUUAUGAAGAAUGAAUCAUGACAAGCCUGUUUUUAGAAUUAUGCGAGAAAAAAAUGUCAUGUGUAGGGAACGUUUGAGAAGUGUCCUCCGAACGCACCCCAAACGCGACCCGGAACAUCCGGAACCAAAACCAGACAAUCCCAAUUUACUCAAACUAUGCGUCUGUAAUAAUAAAAAGAUAAUUGAACAUGUUUUCAAUCAUAUUGCAUGUGUUUUUUACAAGUAAUCAGUGAUUAAAAGGAAGUUGGUCCAUUUUUGACCUGAUUUGACCCAUAUAACCCCUUCAAUAACUCAGACCUCAAGGACCAAAAUACCAAUUAAAAAUUUUUCCAUACAACUAGAGAUGUAGCGCGGUCUUCGUACAAAAUUUCGUAAAAAUCGGUUGGAAAAUGAAGUCACCGUGAUUUUUUGAAAUUAAAUUCCCAACUAGGACCGAAACGGGUUAACUGAUACAAAAAGUUUCAAAUUUAGUUCACAUUCCACAUUCCACAUUCCAACUUAAUUUAACAACUGUUUCACCGGAUCGUACUAUUUUUUGUUCACUAAUAACUUCACUACUAAUCACGUUUUUGUUCUCUGUAACGUUCUUUUUGUAAUCUUAUCCUUUAUACCUACAAAACACAAGAACACAUGUUGCGUCGAGUAAGAGAUUGGCCCUUUUAGAUUAUAAGCGUGCCUCAUGCUAACAUACGAGAGAAUGAAUAUGUCAAAACAAAGAGAUAAAAAUGACGAGAAGAACGUGCAUGUGGAUGGUGAAAUUGUUGCGAAUGCUAAAUAGUGAAUUUAACUUGAAUUUCUUGAACUAUUUCUCAUUAAACAUAGUGAAUUGUAUUAUUUACCUAGUGGAUUCCUAUUCUCAUGCAAUAUAUUGUUUAUAUUGGUAAAAUUUCUAUCCUAAACUAAAAUUAUAUUGUAUAACCUAAAAUUCCAUAUUAUCCAGAUAGGAAACCUAAAAUUAGCGCUCUAAAGCACAUAAUACUCCAAAUCUAUCUUUCAAAUCUGUAAAAGAAUCUGAACCAUCUAAAUACCCGCUCAGUAUCAAGUGCGCUGCUAUAAAAUUGGUUAAAGACCAAUUUUCGAGUUGCUCAUCGGACAACUACGGAAAGUUUUUUACAAGCUCGAAAAUUGCGGCACACUGCACACAGGAUGAGCGGAAAGUAUUCUAGGGCAUCAAUGCCGACGUCGCCUCAGAGCUGCAAAGGAUGCGAUCGUCCCAUUCAUGCAGACAAUAUGGUUGCGUGUGACCAGUGCAACAAAUGGUGGCACUUCGAUUGUGCAAGAGUGCCAGCUUCGAUUAGUGAGAGGUCGUGGGUUUGUACAUAUUGUACCGAGGGCCAUAGAUCACUAAAGUCAUGUAAGUCAACCAGCUCAACAGCCCGUCUACGGCUGCGACAACUCGCGGAAGCAAAAGCGCUUGAGGAUCGCAUCCAAAUCGAAAAGGCUGAAAGGGAUCGAGCUUACCUUGCACAAAAACAUCAAUUAGAAAUCGAAGUCGAGUCUGGAGGUACGGAGACAUGCAGCAGCAAAAGCUCUGGAACUUCCCAUGAUCGUCGUAGGAUGUUGCAGGAUUGGGUGGAAGAGCAAAGCUCCCUAGAAGGCGCAGUAGGUGGCCUAGCGCUGACUGAAUCAGGACCGUCGACCGAACUACCGUCCACCGUUCUGAGAACAGGAACAAUCCCCAAAACUGUUCCUGGGAAUUUUCAAUCAACGCCUAUCUUCACAUCGACUGCGGAACUACCAAUAGUACAUCGAAGAGCAACAGUGCUGGCCGCAGAGGACGUUGAACCCGACGAUCUUGCGCAAGAUAAGCAACUAGCCCAUGCAUCGAUGUACGAUAAUCCGUUGAAUAUACGUCACGCACCGUCGAUCUAUUCCAACCGAAGUCAGCUACGUCGGGCUCCAAUACACUCGUCCGCUGGUCAAACAAUGCCGUUGGCUCCACCGACUAACACGUUCGGCAUACUGGAACCAACCGCUUCGGGAAACCAUAUGAUGAGCGAGGAGCUACAUACGCUUGCACCAAUUCUGAGAACGGAAUCACAUCGACCUUUACGUGAGGAACAUCAACAACGUCUCGUUAAUCCAGCGGCACCACAAAGGCUAGAACAAUCCCAGUACACUUUCGAGGAAGCUGUACCGGCCGCCCAGCGAAGUACCCCCCAACCCGCACCUAGAGGUCUGUACGCUACCGAUCAAGAAAUGUUCGCUCAGUGCCAUGGUGCUCAUGCUCUCUCUGCACAUAUACACACUGCAGCAAAAGAACAAGAUCGGCAUGUGAGUUACCACCAACCACAUACUCCUUCACGAUUGUCGAAUGAUAGGGGAAAUAAUCGUCAAUUUAUAUACUCCUCUCAACCGAUGGCCGUCCAUCAUGGUGUGCGUGCGAACGAACACCAGUCCAUAGCCGAGCCUACAGUUUCAUCGCUACGAGCUUCAGAUCCACAUAACCAGCAGCGUUCUGUUUACCAACAAAACCAAUCAGUGCAACAGCAUCCUUCGGUGGGACAGGUCGGUCUAAUUAGCGCUCAGCAACUCGCCGCUAGACAAGUGGUUCCCAGAGAAUUGCCGAAAUUUUCAGGCGACCCCUUGGAAUGGCCAAUGUUUCUCCAAGCCUUCGAAACAACAACUCAGCUAUGUGGUAUACAACUCGACGAAAAUUUGGCAAGGCUUCAGAAAUCUCUCGUCGGUAGUGCUCGAGAAAAGGUCCAAAGCAUCCUCACACUGCCGGCGGCUGUUCCAGAUAUCAUUGGCACCCUCCGAGAUGAAUGUGGUCGGCCCGAUCAAUUGGUGCACCGACUCCUGAUAAGUUGGACACACUCAUCACCUUUGGACGCGAGGUCAGCAACCUCGUGACGUAUAUUGAAGCAGCAAACCUCCAAGCUCACCUUUCCAACCCUAUGUUACUCGCUGAGAUGGUGUCUAAACUUCCACCAAACCUCCGCCUGGAUUGGGAACUGCAUUCAAAGUCAACUGGGGACGUAUCAUUGAAGGCUUUUAGCGAAUACGUAGCUACUAUAAGGUCUGCUGCAUGUCACGUAUCAUUGCCAUCAGAACAGUUCCAGCUCGAAGAUUCGCAGAUGAGAAAGAAGGACAAGCAGAGCUUCGUCAACGCUCACAUCUCCGAUGAGACCGAGAAAUCGACAGCUACGAAUUUUACCGAUGUUAAACCUUGUCCAGUAUGCUACCAGACCGGACACAAAAUACGCGAUUGUGAAAGGUUCAAAGACUCAUCGGUAGAAGAAAGGUGGAAAACAGUUGAACAGCGUAAUUUGUGUAAGCGCUGUCUUGUUGGCCAUGGAAAGUGGCCAUGCCGAACUAAACAACCUUGCGGGCUGAACGGAUGUACUGAGCAACAUCACAGAUUGCUGCAUGCCGAUCGAGCUGUAGUCAAAGAGACAGAUUCAGAUUCAUCAGCUCUGGUGUCUACUCACCACUGUCUCGUUCAUUCAACAUUUUUCAAGAUUCUUACUGCCACGCUCCAUGGUGCGGGGAAAACAAUCAAAACCUAUGCCUUCUUAGAUGAUGGGUCAAGUCAUACGCUGUUAGACCAAGAUUUAGCUGACGAACUUGGUCUCGACGGAGAACCUGUACCACUUUGCCUUCAGUGGACCGCAAAUGUAACCAGGAAAGAACCUAAUUCAAGGAAAGUGAGCUUGAGCAUUUCAAACGUGAAUGGAGGAUCCCGAUAUGAUAUGUCUGAUGUGCGUACCGUGAGAAAACUUGACCUCCCUCGUCAAACCAUGGACUACGAACAGUUGUCUGGCCAGUUUCCGCAUUUGCUAGGUUUGUCGAUUGGGAGCUAUCGUGAUGCUGUUCCCCGUAUACUAAUUGGCGCAAACAACGCGAAUUUGAUAUUGGCAUUGGCUCGACGCGAAAGAAGAGUGGGUGAACCUGUAGCAACUAAAACGCGUCUCGGAUGGACUGUUUUCGGUGGCGCACGAACCGCAACCGAACCCGCCAACCUUAUGGUUCACAAAUGUGGAUGUUCGCAAGACGACGCACUGCAGGAGCUUGUCAAGGAUUAUUUCGCCAUGGAUAAUUGCGGGGUCAAUAGUCCAACUAUGGAAUCGGCAGAAGAUCAGCGUGCAAGGAAAAUUCUGCAGGAAACAACCAAACGCACACCAUCCGGCAAGUUUGAAACAGGUUUGUUGUGGCUUAGUGAUGCUAUCGAAAUGCCAGACAGCUACCAUAUGGCUGCAAGGCGACUGAAAUGCCUCGAGAGAAGUCUGAAUAAAGAUCCGGAAUUGAAAAAGAAAGUUGAUGCCUCGAUAGAAGAAUAUCUACAAUUAGGGUAUGUACAUGUAGCGAUUGAUGAUGAACUUCGCACAACAAAUCCAAAGCGCAUCUGGUAUUUGUCAUUGGGAGUGGUACGUAAUCCCCGUAAGCCGGACAAGGUACGCGUUGUCUGGGACGCUGCGGCAACAGUGAAUGGCGUCUCAUUGAAUUCCCUUCUCUUGCCUGGGCCUGAUUUACUGACGCCUCUACUCACUGUCUUAUGUCAAUUCCGACAACGACAGUAUGCUGUUUCGGCAGAUAUACGUCAGAUGUUUCAUCAGCUGAGAAUCAGACAAGAAGAUCGACAAGUACAAAGGUUCCUGUAUCGCUCUGAUUCCCAAUCUGAACCGACGAUAGACAUACUGGACGUCGCCACGUUUGGCGCCACUUGUUCGCCGUGUUCAGCUCAAUAUGCCAAAAACUUAAAUGCAUCUGAGCACCACAGCAAAUUUCCUGACGCAGCAGAUGCAGUUGUCAACAACACGUACGUUGACGACUACCUAGAUUCUCGGGACACCAUCGAAGAGGCUGUUCAAUUGUCACUGGAUGUACGGGCAAUCAACCUAAAAGCUGGAUUUGAGUUGAGGAACUGGCAAUCAAAUUCCAAAGAAAUUUUGCGACGUGUUGGGGAUAAAUGCAUUGAACCUGAUAAGAGUUUUGCUGUAGAAAAAGCGACACCAAUGGAGCGAGUCUUGGGGAUGUCAUGGAAAACAGAAGAAGAUGUCUUCGUAUUUUCAGCUCAGUUUCGUGAAGACCUACUGCCUCUUCUGCCAGGCGAUAUUGUGCCCACUAAACACCAAGUUUUGAGGAUAGUCAUGAGCUAUUUUGACCCACUGGGGAUCAUAACCAACUAUACUAUCCAUGGAAGGAUACUUCUUCAGGACAUUUGGCGCUCUAACAUCAAGUGGGAUGAUCCUAUCACUGACGGAGACUUCGCAAACUGGCGGCGAUGGGUAUUACUGGCACCACAGCUUGGCAAUGUUAUGAUCCCGCGUUGCUACUUCCCGGGCUAUGGCAUUGGCAGCUAUGACUCGCUACAGCUGCACGUCUUUGUAGAUGCCGGGGACCAGGCCUACGGGGCUGUGGCAUAUUUUCGUAUCGUGGAUCGGGGGAUACCACGAUGUGCUCUCGUAGCUGCGAAAGCAAAAGUUACACCAUUGAAACCCGUUUCGACUCCACGAUCUGAGCUCAAUGCUGGAGUUAUUGGAGUUCGACUCAUGAAGACGAUAGAGAAACAUCAUUCGUUGGCAAUCAAAAAACGGUUUUUGUGGACAGAUUCUACGACUGUUCUAUCUUGGCUUAGGGCCGAUCCUCGCAAAUAUUGACAAUAUGUGGCACUGAGGGUCUCCGAAAUACUUACCGGAAGCGAGGUGAGUGAAUGGUAUUGGAUCGCUACGUUGAAGAAUAUUGCUGACAAGACAACAAAAUGGGGUCAUGGGCCUAAUUUUGAACCAGAGUGUGAGUGGUAUACUGGACCAAGUUUUCUUCUUCAAUCAGAAGCCGAAUGGAUCAUCAAGCAACCAAACAUAGAAGAUCCACCAGAGGAGCAUAAAACGAUUAAUGUUCAUCUAGAAAUACCCGUUGAUCCGAUAAUGGACUUCACAAAAUUUUCCCAACUUAAUCCGUUGCUGAGAAGGUUGGCACAUCUACACCAUUUUCGACGAAGUUGUGCUCGUAAACCGAGGCACCCAUCAACAACACGCAAGGUUCUGCUAACUCAAGAAGACUACGAGGCAGCUGAGAAAAGUCUAUGGAGAAUUAUUCAAGCGCAAGAGUUUCCUAGCGAGAUUGACACCCUGAAAGAGAAUGCUGCGAAACCUGUGAAUGAACGAGUACGUUUGGAAAAAUCGAGCUGUUUGGCCAAAUUAUCACCAUUCAUCGAUAAGGACGGGAUUAUUAGAAUGGAGAGCCGCAUUGAUCCGAAGGCUGCUUACUACGCUUUCGACUUUCGUAUUCCCAUUGUGCUUCCAAAACAGAGCCAUGUUACGGAGUUGUUGAUCCUGCAACAUCACCAAACAUUCGGGCACGCUAAUGUUGAGAUCGUUGUGAAUGAGUUACGACAGCGGUAUUAUGUACCAAGGUUACGGACUCUGGUCAAGAGUAUAGUGAAACGCUGCAUGUGGUGUCGCGUAUAUCGUGCCGUUCCACACCCACCGAAGAUGGCAGCGUUACCUCAACCUCGAGUUCAACCGUAUGUACGACCAUUUUCCUAUGUCGGCGUGGAUUAUUUUGGUCCGAUGAUCAUCAAAAGAGGCCGCACUAAUGUUAAACGCUGGGUGGCCCUCUUUACGUGCUUCACGGUGAGGGCAGUACAUUUAGAAGUGGUGCAUUCUUUGUCGACUAAUUCGUGCAAAAUGGCCAUCCGUCGCUUCAUAGCCCGAAGAGGAUCACCGCGAGAAAUUUUUAGCGACAAUGGGACGAAUUUUCGAGGUGCAGCACGAGAGCUGGCAGAGGAAAUAAAAAGCAUCAACAGCGGAAUUGCAUCUACAUUUACGAAUGCAGAUACCAGGUGGAACUUCAACCCACCAGCCGCUCCCCACAUGGGAGGCGUAUGGGAGCGGAAGGUUCGUUCCAUAAAGGAAGCUUUCAAAUCAUUAAGUCAUCGUGAUAAACUCGACGACGAGGAGUUUUCAACAUUUUUGAUGGAAGCGGAAAUGAUUGUGAAUUCUCACCCGUUGACACAUGUUCCUCUAGAUGAACCCAACCAAGAAGUAUUGACGCCCAACAGCUUCUUAUUAAUGGAUUCCAGCGGUACCAGAAAUAGUGCUACCAUAUCUGUCAGCGAUCCCAUAUCGCUGAAGAGAAAUUGGAAACUCUUAAAUCAUCUACUGAAUCAGUUCUGGCAGACCUGGAUUAAGGCCUAUCUACCAACCAUUGCACAGAGGACGAAAUGGUUUGCCGAAGUACGCCCGCUACGAGUCGAUGAUCUAGUUGUCAUUGUCGAUGAAGGAGUUCGCAAUGGAUGGCUACGUGGACGCGUGGUUAAAAUAUAUCAAUCGGAUGAUGGGCAAGUUAGAAAAGUAGAUGUUAGAACAGAUUCUGGACUUUUUCAACGGGCCGCAACAAAAGUAGCAUUACUCGACAUACAGAACGAUAGUAAGACUAAUUAAAUAUUAUGUAUUACGGGGUGAGGUGUUGCGUCGAGUAACUUCACUACUAAUCACGUUUUUGUUCUCUGUAACGUUCUUUUUGUAAUCUUAUCCUUUAUACCUACAAAACACAAGAACACAUGUUGCGUCGAGUAAGAGAUUGGCCCUUUUAGAUUAUAAGCGUGCCUCAUGCUAACAUACGAGAGAAUGAAUAUGUCAAAACAAAGAGAUAAAAAAGACGAGAAGAACGUGCAUGUGGAUGGUGAAAUUGUUGCGAAUGCUAAAUAGUGAAUUUAACUUGAAUUUCUUGAACUAUUUCUCAUUAAACAUAGUGAAUUGUAUUAUUUACCUAGUGGAUUCCUAUUCUCAUGCAAUAUAUUGUUUAUAUUGAUAGGAAACCUAAAAUUAGCGCUCUAAAGCACAUAAUACUCCAAAUCUAUCUUUCAAAUCUGUAAAAGAAUCGUAAGUUUCUCUAAAACUAGUGUAAAAUUGGAUUGCUAUUAAUAUUAAUCUCUUUAAUUGUAGUGAACCAUCUAAAUACCCGCUCAGUAUCAAGUGCGCUGCUAUAAGUUUGGUUAAAGACCAAUUUGUAAGUCUAUUGAACUAAAUAUGGAUACAAAUCUAAUAUAAAUAAAUUUCAGUCGAGUUGCUCAUCGGACAACUACGGAAAGUUUUUUACAACACAUUAUAUACACUAAAUUCACAUAACCUCAAAUAUAAAUUUUAUGCGACGCCCACUCACUAUCUUGAUAGUCUUAGGCGGAGCAAAAGCAUUUCCAUCAGUUCGGGUUGGUUUUGUUAAGGGUAGGUAGAUUUUUUUUGAAAACCGAAGUUAAACGAAUUAGGUAGCCAUUCGGCUAAAAGAGAUGGCCACACUUCCCCUCAAAGAGAGAGUUAGGUCAACUCUCUCAGCCUGGUUGGGAUCUUUACUCACACCGCUGUCAAUGAGUGUGAGUGCGAGCACUGGAACGAGUGAUAAUCCAAUAAACUGUGGACUUCAACAUUGACAACUAAGGAUGCAGCCACCAGUGAGGCUGUCAGUGAGAUAUUUUUCCAGGGUCGGAUUUAGGUGUUAGGGGCUCACUGGCAGGUGGGUUUAAUGGUGGGAAACUUGUGGAGAAGCCAACAAGGAACACAUAUGGGACCAGCGGUUACACAUCUAGGCAUAUUAUGCACCAUUAUGAUGUGGUUCACAAGUGAAUUUGAUGCACCAUUUUGACAUUUCGCGUACAAAAUAGCAUUCCUUGAUCCUGGUCUAUGUUGAUUUCUGUGUCGUAUUGAGUUGUAUUGAUAAAACUAAUGCACCAUACAAACAUCAUGUAGCUCCUUUGUAUUCCAUGCACCACCAUGAUGAUCACAUAAAUAUCCAAGCACCAUCUCACGCGUCAUCUAAGCAUUUAAUUCACAUUUGAAUUUCAUAAGCUCCAUUUUGCCAUAUCGUACACCAAAUUGUAUUCCAUGUUCUUGAUCCAUGUUGACUUCCGCACCACAUUAAAUUCUAUGCAUCAUUUUUGCAAUUCUUGCAUUUUGGAUCUUAUCACCCAAUGUUGAGAAUCACUGAAUCAUGGUGGCAACAAAUGCACCCCUGAUACAUACAAUUUCUUAGUAUCUCAUGCACACCCAUGAUGUUCUCAGAAUCAUUUUUAGGCUAAUCUCACGCACCAUCUUUUAACUAAUCAGUGAUGCCAGCACCAUAUUCACCAUUUUUGCAAUUCGUACACCUAGCCAUACACAAUGUCGAGUGUCGCUGAAUAACGGUGACAACUAAUACAGCACACUAACAACAUGUACCUUCUUCAAAGCGUCCACAGAAUGAACUAGGUAUCCACGCAUUAUGCUGAUCUCAUGCACUAUCUUUUAAUCAACUAGAAAUCAAAUGCAUCAUACUGAUAUUCACCAUCGUUAAAUUUCAUGCACCAUCAAAGCUUUCCAAGCACCAUUUCAGCGUUUAUUAUAUCAUCUAGGCGUCUGAUGCACCAUUAUGUUGUGAGCAUCACAUAAAAUACUUUUAUUCGGUAUUCUAUGCACCAUUUUUUGCAAUUCGUGCACCUAACCAUGCAACAUGUUGAUAAUCUUUGAAUAACGGCGACAACUAAUGCAGCAUCAUACGCCUUCUUCAAAGCUUUUCAUGCACCAUUUUGGCAUUCAUUAUACCAUCUAGGUAUCUUAUGCACCAUUAUGAUGUGGUUUACAUUUGAAUUUGAUAUACCAUUUUGACAUUUCGCAUACAAAAUAGUAUUCCACGUACCUGGAACAUGUUGAUUUCUGUGCCACAUUGAGUUUCCUGCACCUUUGCACGAAUUGCAUGUGCACCUUAAUAUGAAACAUGACGAGUAUAUCAGAAUCAUAGCUAAUGCACCAUACAUCUGUACAUCAUUCAUUCCAUGCACCACCAUGAUGUUCACAGAAUCAUCCAGGCACCAUCUCACGCACCAUCUUUGAAUCAAAUAUGUGUCUAAUUGCGAAAUAAUGCACCAUCGUUAAAUUUUAUGCAUUACCAAAGCUUUCAAUGCGUAAUCGUGGCGUAUAUCUGUAGUAAUCCGUGAAGGCAUUCCAGGAGAAAUCCCUGGAGAAAUUUCAGGAGGAAUCCUUGAAGGACUUUCUGGAGGAAUCCCUGAAGGCAUUACUUAAGAAGUGCUUGAAAGAAUUCUGGAACGUAGCUCUCAAAAACUGAAAGAGGAGUCUAGAGAAAUUUCUGUAGAAUUUGCAGGGGAAACUACUAAAGGAAUUGCUGGAAAAAUUAUUGAAGGAAUUCCCUGGAGGCAUUCCCAAAGGAAUCCUUGAAGAAUUUCCUGGGGGAAUCCGUAGAGGAAUUCGUGAAAAAAUCAUGGAGGAAUUUGUUGAGAAAUAUUUUGAAAAACUCCUGGACAAAUUUCUGGAAGAGUUCCAGCAGGGGCUCAUUAACGAACCCCUGGAGUAAACUCUGGAGGCAUUCCUGCAAGAAACCCUGGAGAAAUUCCUGGAAGAAUUUCUGGAGGAUUCUC
Messenger RNA from Aedes albopictus (Asian tiger mosquito), 23454 nucleotides. RefSeq lists its product as uncharacterized. Bases 15872 to 18706 code for a protein of 944 amino acids. The record is from RefSeq and is a predicted model, not a curated record. Gene Ontology annotation, biological process: DNA integration. The transcript is spliced from 4 exons. Gene Ontology annotation, molecular function: nucleic acid binding. Lineage: Eukaryota; Metazoa; Arthropoda; Insecta; Diptera; Culicidae.